This is a messenger RNA of Scophthalmus maximus (turbot), 5064 nucleotides long. Its product is annotated as probable phospholipid-transporting ATPase IM. Gene Ontology annotation, molecular function: ATP hydrolysis activity; magnesium ion binding; ATPase-coupled intramembrane lipid carrier activity. The transcript is spliced from 28 exons. Gene Ontology annotation, biological process: Golgi organization; phospholipid translocation. Bases 211 to 3840 code for a protein of 1209 amino acids. NCBI's taxonomy places the organism in Eukaryota, Metazoa, Chordata, Actinopteri, Pleuronectiformes, Scophthalmidae. Gene Ontology annotation, cellular component: plasma membrane. The record is from RefSeq and is a predicted model, not a curated record.
GAGGGGAGUAGUGGAAGAGGCGGAGGAGGUGGGAAGCCAGGAGGAAAACAUUAGCCCCUUGUUUUUCCUCCUCAUAGUUUGGGAAACUUUUCAGUUCUCAGCCCCGGACGCACGCGGCGCACCCUCCGGAGCCAGGACGCACGACUGGCGUGAUGGACAGAUAACAGAAAGAAGGAGGAGGAGGAGGAGGAGGAGAAGAAGAAGAAGAAGAUGUCUUUCUUUGGCCUGGACUGUGUCCGGAAGAAAGAGGAAGAGCUGGAGAGGAAUCUCCGUGCCAACGACAGAGAGUACAACCUGUCCUUUAAAUAUGCAACGAACGCCAUCAAGACCUCCAAGUACAACCUCUUCACCUUCCUGCCCCUCAACCUCUUUGAGCAAUUCCAGAGGAUCGCGAACGCCUACUUCCUGUUUCUGCUGGUGCUGCAGGUGAUUCCUCAGAUCUCCUCUCUGUCCUGGUUCACCACCGUCGUGCCCCUGGUCCUCGUGCUGUCGGUGACCGCAGCCAAGGAUGCCACCGAUGAUAUCAAUCGUCACCGGAGCGACAAUCAGGUCAACAAUCGAAAGGCUCAAGUCCUCAUUGGUCGGAAAUUGCGCAGUGAGAAGUGGAUGGACGUCCAGGCGGGCGACAUCAUCAAGCUGGAAAACAACCAGUUUGUCACCGCCGACCUCCUGUUGCUCUCCAGCAGCGAACCGCUCAACCUGGUUUACAUCGAGACGGCAGAGCUGGACGGAGAAACUAACCUGAAGGUGCGGCAGGCGCUGCCAGUGACUGGAGACCUUGGAGACGAUAUUGAAAAGCUGGCAGACUUCGAUGGCGAGGUGCGCUGCGAGCCCCCCAACAACCGGCUGGAUCGCUUCGCGGGAACGCUGACGUGCGACGGCCAGAAGUACUCGCUGGACAACGAGAAGAUCCUGCUGCGCGGCUGCACCCUGAGGAACACCGGCUGGUGCUUCGGCCUGGUGCUGUUCGGAGGUCCAGAGACGAAGCUGAUGCAGAACUGUGGGAAGAGCACGUUCAAGAGGACCAGCAUAGACCGCCUGAUGAACGUCCUCGUCCUCUGUAUCUUCGGCUUCCUGGCCUUCAUGUGCAGCGUGCUGGCGAUAGGAAACUGGUUCUGGGAGGUGAACGAGGGCUCGCAGUUCACGGCCUUCCUGCCGAGGCAAGACGGCACCGAUGCUGGCGUGUCCGCCUUCCUCACCUUCUGGUCCUACGUCAUCAUCCUCAACACAGUGGUGCCCAUCUCUCUCUACGUCAGCGUGGAGAUCAUACGGCUGGGGAACAGCUUCUACAUCGACUGGGACAGGGCGAUGUACUACGCUCGCAGCGACACGCCCGCCGAGGCUCGGACCACCACCCUGAACGAGGAGCUGGGCCAAAUCAAGUACGUCUUCAGCGACAAAACGGGGACGCUCACUCAGAACAUCAUGACGUUCAACAAGUGCACCAUCAACGGCAAAUCGUACGGAGAUGUGUACGACUACACCGGCCAAAGACUUGACAUUACUGAGAAGACGGAGACGGUGGACUUCUCCUUCAACCCGCUGUUCGACCCCCGCUUCGUGUUCCACGACCACGCGCUGGUGGAGGCGGUGAAGCUGGAGAAGCCCGAGGUCCACGCCUUCUUCAGGCUGCUGGCGCUCUGCCACACCGUCAUGGCCGAGGAGAAGAACGAAGGCGAGCUGCUGUACCAGGCCCAGUCUCCGGACGAGGGAGCGCUGGUGACGGCCGCCAGGAACUUUGGGUUCGUGUUCCGCUCGCGCACGCCGGACAGCGUCACCAUCGUGGAGAUGGGCCGGCAGCGCAGCUACGACCUGCUGGCCAUCCUGGACUUCAACAACGUCCGCAAGAGGAUGUCCGUCGUAGUUCGGAGUCCAGAGGGGAAACUCUCCCUCUACUGUAAAGGUGCAGACACAAUCAUCUACGAGAGGCUGCAUCAGUCCUGCAGCAAACUGAUGGACGUCACUACAGAGCACCUUAACGAGUUUGCGGGGGAGGGUCUGCGGACGCUGGCGCUGGCCUACAAGGAUCUGGACGAGGACUACUUCCACCAGUGGAAGCGGCGGCACCACGAGGCCAGCACCGCUCUGGAGGACCGCGAGGGACGACUGGACCAGCUGUACGAGGAGGUGGAGAAGGACCUGCUGCUGCUCGGGGCGACGGCCAUCGAGGACAAGCUACAAGACGGAGUUCCUCAGACCAUCGAGCAGCUGUCCAAAGCCGACAUCAAGAUCUGGGUCCUGACCGGCGACAAGCAAGAAACUGCAGAGAACAUCGGCUACUCGUGCAACCUGCUGCGAGAGGAGAUGAACGAGAUCUUCACCGUGUCAGGGAACUCCCCCGACGCCGUCCGGGAGGAACUGAGAAACGCCCGGAACGCCAUGAAACCAGAUGCCGUGGAUUCGGUGUUUCCGUCGGAAAGGAGUCUGGUGAAAGGGCCGAAAGUGUUGAUGGACGAGGAGGUGAACGGAGAGCACGGCCUGGUUAUCAACGGCCACAGCCUGGCCUACGCCCUGGAGCACGGCAUGGAGCUGGAGUUCCUGAGGACGGCGUGCAUGUGCAAGGCGGUGAUCUGCUGCAGGGUCACCCCGCUGCAGAAGGCCCAGGUGGUGGAGCUGGUGAAGAAGUACAAGCGGGCGGUGACGCUGGCCAUCGGGGACGGAGCCAACGACGUGAGCAUGAUCAAAGCGGCGCACAUCGGCGUGGGCAUCUCCGGCCAGGAGGGCAUGCAGGCCGUGCUGUCCAGCGACUACUCCUUCGCCCAGUUCCGCUUCCUGCAGCGCCUCCUGCUGGUGCACGGCCGCUGGUCCUACCUGCGCAUGUGCAAGUUCCUGCGCUACUUCUUCUACAAGAACUUCACCUUCACCUUCGUCCACUUCUGGUACGGCUUCUUCUGCGGCUUCUCUGCACAGACGGUGUACGACGAGUGGUUCAUAACACUUUACAAUCUGAUGUACACGGCGCUGCCUGUGCUGGGGAUGGGUCUGUUCGAUCAGGACGUGAACGACGCGUGGAGCUUCCAGCACCCGCGGCUCUACGUCCCCGGUCAGCUCAACCUCUACUUCAGUAAGAGGGCCUUCUUCAAGUGCGCCCUGCACAGCUGCUACAGCUCGCUGGUGCUCUUCUUCAUCCCGUACGCCGCCGUGCAGGACACCGUGCGCGACGACGGCAGGGACGUCGCCGACUACCAGUCCUUCGCCCUCCUGACCCAGACGUGUCUGCUGUUCGCCGUCUGCAUCCAGCUGGGGCUGGAGAUGUCGUACUGGACGGCGGUCAACACCAUCUUCGUCCUGGGCAGCCUGACCGUGUACUUCGCCGUCACCUUCACCAUGUACAGUAACGGCAUGUUUCUCGUGCUGCCGUCGGCCUUUCCGUUCAUUGGAACGGGCCGGAACUCCCUGAACCAGCCGAACAUCUGGCUGACGAUCCUCCUCACCUCCACUCUGUGCGUCCUCCCCGUGGUCACCUACCGCUUCCUGUUGAUUCAGCUCUGCCCCACCAUCAAUGACAAGGUGAUGUUCAAGGUGCGGCAGACCAAAGCGUCGCCGCCGCCGCCCACCCGCCGCGCGCGCAUCCGCCGCACCAGCUCCCGCCGCUCGGGCUACGCCUUCUCGCACGCGCAGGGCUACGGCGACCUGGUGACCUCCGGCUGGUUCCUGCGGCGCCCCGCCGCGCCGCGGCCCCUGGGCCCGGCCCACGCGGGCCGCGCCACCACGGGCUUCAGUCCGAUGGGCCGCUCGGCCGGCUACAGCCCGACGGGGCGCCCGCAGAACGCCAAGGCGCCGGGCGUGGAGGUGACGUCGCUCCAGAUGUACAGGACUAUCAGCGACGCCGCCCUCUGACGAGGCGAGGCGAGAACAUUUGUUACCACUAGGUCCACGUCAGAGGCUUUCACCUCCGAGACGCGAAACAAGCUUUUUUUAUUUUGUGAAAUAACGUGCUCGCUUUUUUAUUUUGCAUAAGGGAACUCGCAGAAGACGCGUAGCCACUUCUGAUGUUCGUAAGGACCGACUUUGCUAUUGGGUCACGCAGGUGAGAGACUGACCGACGAGAUGUUCCCGACACUAGGACACAAGUCACAGGAAGUGUCGUCAUGUUUACAGACCUCAACUGUUGGAGUCCACAAGCCCAGCGGGGGGGGGGGGGGGGGGGGGGGGGGGGGGGGUACCGUAGGUGUCCUUCUAUUUUAUUUUCCUAUCUCGCAGAUAAACCACAUUUUUGUUAUGAAAAGGGCCGAAAGAAAGUUCCCCACCGGCGCAGUUGGUGGAGACGGCUCAGCCUCGCGGGACCGUGCAUCUCCUGAAGGACAUUGCAGACUUUUUAUUCGAACGCUCUAACUACACAUACACACACAUACACACACAUACACACACAUACACAUACACAUACACACACAUACACAGGACAAAACUGGACCGGCUGACCCUUUAAUCCACUCAUGUUUGGAUUCAUACGUGUCCUUGAACUGCUCAUUCGUUUGUUUGGUACAUUAACACCUGCAGUGAGUGGCGCCCCCUUGUGAUCAUAUCACAUUUCGCACAUCGCGGCGCAGUUUGGUUACACUGCUCACACACACACGCGCACACACGCGCACACACACACACGGAUCACGUUGUGUUGCUGGCGACCAGCAGAUAAAUAUGCAAAUCCUUGGUCGUUUGGUCGAGCCGUACUGUACAUGGCUCAUGAAUUGGGUCCAUAGUAUUAAACGUUUCAAAGUGAGCAAGAUGAAAAUGAUCUGAUGUUGCAGAUUUGCUGAAACUAUAUAGCCCCUAAAUAACAUUCCAGUGGUACUUUCUAAAAAAAAUGAAAAUGUAGCCAUAAAAAUAUCUUUAUGCGUAAUAUAAACAUCAAUAAUAUUCAAGAAAAAUGUAUUGCUGUCAUUACAAAUGUGUCCCUGUCCCCUGAAGACUGAAACUGUCACGCAAGGAACGCAAACUAUUUUUCAAUCAUGACAGACAAAAAACGUGGAAUGAUUUUUGAACUGCUUCUUCCCUGAUAAUAAUUUUUUUUUGUAUUAUUUUGUACUUUAAAAAGUUUUUACUGCAAUAAAGAAAUGAACAUGA